GUGUGCGUGUGUGUGAGAGCUCAAGAUUCCAGCUGUUCCAGUGUGUUUAGAUGUAGGUGGUGGUAGAGCUUGUCAGCAUGUCUCUAUUUGCAGGUUAAUUGCUUUUCAGUUUGAAUACGCAUACACGAGGACCAUGCUGACCCACAUCAGAGCCCGGAGCAGGAGUUUGUUCCCCAGCUACAAGAUCGGCAGCUGGGCCGAAGCCGACUAUCUGGACUUUACGAACACCUUUGUCAAGCCAUGGAACUCAAUGCAGGAUCUGAGCAGAGACAUCUAUGACAUUUAUGCUGAGUAUGAAAUUGAGGAGGAAGAUCGACUCCCGGUGUCUCCUUCCCACCUGCUGCUCUCUCCAACCAAACACUUUACUCUCAACAUCAACGUUGGUGGAACGGUGUACCACUUGCCCUACAGGUUAGCUGCCAGGUAUCCGAAGACAAGGAUCGGCCAGUUGGCCACGUACACAGACCACAGUAAGAAGUUGGGUCUGUGUGACGACUACAUUGUCCAGAGCAAGGAGUUCUUCUUUGACCGGGACCCUAAAGUCUUCCAUAACAUCUUCAACUUCUACAGGACUGGAGUGUUGUGCAUUAAAGACGAGCUGUGUCCCCACAGCUUCCUGGAGGAGAUAAACUACUGGGGCGUCAGAAUCAAAAACAGCCAACGCUGCUGCCGCAUCUCCUUCGAAGAGAGGCAGGACGAGCUGAACGAGCAACUGAAAAUACAGAAGCAGCUGAUAGCAGAGAUGGAGAUGGAGGAGAACGAGGUGUUAUUUGAUGGCUUGGCCUUCGGGACGGCCCGAAAGAUGAUCUGGAACCUGAUGGAGAAGCCCUUCUCCUCGGUCGCCGCUAAGCUGAUGGGUGUUGCCUCCUCCAUUUUCGUGCUGGUCUCGCUGGUCGCCAUGACGCUCAACACCGUGGAGGAAUUGCAGUACAAGACGGCGUCGGGCCAGCUCAGCGGCAGAUUCUAUGGCGAGUACGUGGAGACGUUCUGCAUCUCCUUCUUCACCCUGGAGUACCUGCUGCGCCUGGUGUCCACCCCCGACCUCAAGUGUUUUGGACGCAGCAUGCUGAACACCGUCGACCUGGUGGCCAUCUUGCCGCACUACCUGCAGAUGGUGCUGGAGUGCUUCGAGGACCAGGACAUACACCUGCACUCGGGGGACAUCGAAACCGUGGCGCGUGUCGGGAAGGUGGGUCAGGUUCUGAGGAUCAUGCGUCUGAUGCGAAUCUUCAGGAUCUUGAAGCUGGCUCGUCACUCGACAGGCCUCAGGGCCUUCGGCUUCACACUGAGACAGUGCUACCAGCAGGUGGGCUGUUUGCUGCUCUUCAUCGCCAUGGGCAUCUUCAUGUUUUCAGCCAUGGUGUACACUGUGGAGCAUGACGUUUACAACACCAACUUCACCUCCAUCCCACACGCAUGGUGGUGGGCUGCUGUGAGUAUUUCCACUGUGGGCUACGGCGACAUGUUACCUGAGACCAACCUGGGCCGCAUCUUCGCCUUCGCCUGCAUCUCCUUCGGCGUCAUCCUCAAUGGCAUGCCCAUCUCCAUCCUCUACAACAAGUUCUCCGACUAUUACACCAAGCUCAAGUCCCACGAGUACGCCGCCGUCACCAAGGCCCGCGGGAAGAUGCACUUCGCCAAGAGGGCGGCCAAGAAGUUGCGAGGGCGCCGCUCAGCCGAGGACCUCCCGCCGGCCGUGAGCCGGGUUGUAGACCUCCAGAUUUACAGUAGGAUGGGUCUGACGGUCAGGGAUGUGAAAUGAACCCGGGACAUUUCGCAAAGACUAUUUAAACAAUGUGGCAGAAUUAGACAGCAGGAGACACAGUUUGAACCAGUUCCCUGCUGAGACAUCUUAAACUGUCUAUAGUCCUCAGUUAAGACACAUUAGUUAGCACUAAACGAACCAAAGUCCUCAAAAGCUACAUAUAUAAAAGGCACCAAGGCUGAAUUUUGGGAAAGAGACUUCAGAUACGGUAUUAGGGACCACUGAGGGCUAUAUAAAAGAGACAGAUACAGUAUUAGGGGACCACUAAGGUUUAUUUAAAAGAGACUUCAGAUACAGUAUUAGGGGACCACUAAGGUCUAUAUAAAAGAGACUUCAGAUA
Molecule: messenger RNA, 2105 nt
Organism: Etheostoma spectabile (orangethroat darter)
Lineage: Eukaryota; Metazoa; Chordata; Actinopteri; Perciformes; Percidae
Gene: kcnv2a
Product: potassium channel, subfamily V, member 2a
Exons: 9
Coding region: 134-1762 (542 amino acids)
Biological process (GO): action potential; potassium ion transmembrane transport; protein homooligomerization
Cellular component (GO): voltage-gated potassium channel complex; membrane
Molecular function (GO): voltage-gated potassium channel activity
Source: RefSeq, a predicted model, not a curated record